Mesorhabditis spiculigera is the source of this 2967-nucleotide messenger RNA. The record is from the annotation of a GenBank genome assembly. Lineage: Eukaryota; Metazoa; Nematoda; Chromadorea; Rhabditida; Rhabditidae.
AUGUUUCGUUCCCAUUAUGCCGAAGAGCUACCGGUGCCGCUGCCCGAGAUCAAGCAGGGCAAGACCAAAUUCGCCUUCACCUACUCCUUCGAUCCAUGCCACCAUCUCAACAAUGGAACGCCCCCAAUUUACAAAAAUUUCUGGGCCCUCAACUACUUCUUCAUCCACCGCACGAGAAUACGGAAAAUCCGAGAAACCAGAGGAAUCCGGAGACGUUACGUGUACUACCGGGAAGACGAGUGGACGUGCCAGAAUAUGGUCGCCGAUCUGCAAGCCGACAAUAUUUUGCCGAGACUCGAAGAUCCGUCAGAGUCGCUGGAGCCACCGCCAGGAUGGGUGCCUACGAAGCAGUACGCGAAGGCGUGCAGAACGGCUAGCCCGAUGGGGUGUCAUGAAUACCGAGACGGCGACGGCCUGGUGUUGAAGUGCCUGUCGCGGAACAUCAAAAAGGAGGACCUGAAGCGCUACUUCAUCGGCCGUUUCCGAUGGGCUCGGGAGUUGAGCGGAAACUCUGGGCAAUACUGCCCACUUGGAACAUUCAGCUGGGAGGGAACGUGCAACAAUGCGUGUCCAAAGGACUGUCGGCUGUGCCGGAACCCGGGCUCGCACUGCCAACGAUGUAAUGCCGGCUUCUCGCCGACCUACGACAAUAAGCAGUGUCUGCCACCCGAGCUGGAGUGCCCCAGGGGCUACUACACCCUCGUCGAAAGUGAACGUUGCCAAAAGUGCCCGGUUGGAUGCUUGAGGUGUCAAAAGUUCACCGGUCGAUGCCAAGAAUGCAAGCCCGGCCGUCUCCUCGUCAUCAAUCGAUUCAAGAGGGCCUGUGUCAUCUUGUGCCCAACGGGAACGUACCUGGAAAAAGCGACGCAGAGAUGCAUCGAUUGCCCGUCGUGGUGUAAGCAGUGUGAUGGGAAAGGGUGUAUCGAGUGUGCCGAUGGUCUCUACAGCACCAUCUUCACCGACAAGUUCAGCAAUACGACGGAAUAUCAGGCCUGCUACAAUGCUUACUGCGACAUCAGCUUCGCCAGCCAGAACCUCGACGAGACGCGGUUCGUCGCCGGAUAUUAUUCUAUCAUCAGGUUUCCGAGAUUUGGAUACGAAUACUUCGGCGGCCAAUGGCUCAACCUCAACUCCAGCAAGGCAUGGUCGAGCCGCGCGUUUUCGGUCAGCUUCCAGACCUUCCGCGACUACGACGAGUAUUUCAAGACCAAGGUCACCAAGGAGGGUUGGACGGAUCGGGAACUGCUGAAGCCGUACUGCCAGGAUCCGGCAAGGUGCUUGCUGAAUUGUGAGGGCGGCUACUCGAUUUAUCAUCACUCGAACACGUUCAACCAAAAGUUCCGCUGGAACGUCCGCGAGAAAUUCACCCUUUUCCUGCUCCUUCCCUACAUUCUGGUACACGCGACGCUGACUACAGCCGCCUGGCUGUGGGGCGAGUCGAAGGUGGUGACGCUGAUCAACUGGAGGGAUGAGGACAAAAUACGUCAAAGGGCCCUGCUCGACUUCUACCUGAAAGCGAGCGGAAGCAGUAAACGGAAAACACAGAGCUCAUCGCUUGUCUGGAUUACUUCAUCGACGAGUCAGAGCCACGAGUAUUACAACCCCAAUCCCUUGUUCCGCUCCAGAAAGCGGGUGUACAUCCGCCAGAAUCCGUUCCAACGCCUCCGUACCCAGACGCGCACCGAGGCCACGCUGGUGACGGGGGCCGCCGGAGAUUCGAGUCCACCCGUGUCGAAAAGCAUGGACCACCGAAGUGACAGCUCCCGGGAUCGCACGAUGAACAGUCUGGAUGGGACAAAUACGGGCAGCUUCUCGAAGGAGCGAACCGGAAGUUUGACAUCGAGUUUGCGCGGCGCCCCAGCUGCCAGCUCCUCGGUGACGUUCAGCCAGGAGAAUACGGGAGACAACUCGGGACGACCAGUCACGGCGCCUCAUCUAUCAAUCCCUCGACACCUCAUCGCGCCGCCGAUCGUCGAUUAUAGCGAACAUGACGGCUCACUACAACCCUGCACCAAAUGGCAGCUAAAGACCCCGAAUUUUGAGUUUGAUUCGUACUACUUUCCAUACCGCGUGACGAUGAUCCUGGAGAGCGCCCGGGCCGAUUCCAACUAUCAACAACUAGACCAGUGGCAGUGCAAGGACUUGAACUUUGAGCUGGAGGCCCAAUUCCCGUUCAACCGGCGGUACUACUGGGACGCCAUCUCCCAUCGACGAUAUCUGGUCGUGCUCCUCGGCAUCAUCUACAGCUUUUUCCAAGUCCUUGGAAUGACUGGAGCCUGGUACCUCGGCGAGCCGGGCAGUGGGGUGUUGAUCAAUUGGCGGGAUGAAGAGGAAGUACGCCAGGAGGCGCUCGACGACCUGGAGCGGGCCUGGGUGAUGCGCAGCAGGAGCAGCAGCAGUGGCAGGCCGCUGCCGUUCGCCUUCUCGGGCUCGAGGAAAUUGAUUGACUAUGAAAACGAUCCGCUCGGCAAUCCGCUUCUCAUGGUCGUCCCGGUAUUCAUCCGUCGGAAUCUGUACCCGAAGCUCAAGAAGCAGGGCAAAAAGUUGUUGAAGUCAAUAGAGUCUAGAAGCUCCUCGCUGACCCUCAGCCUCUCCCGCUCACUACACAGCGGAAGUAGUGGCAGCCAGUCACAGGAGAGAAGGCCGACGAUGAGCAGCGCCACCGGAACUACGCUCACCCCCACGACGGCUACACCGACGACGUUGACUCGGCACACAACUGCUAUCACUGGUACCAUGGCGCCAACCACCGAUCCGAGUGCAAGCCGAAAAUCUACCAAGUCUCGCCAUUCCAUUACCGAGCCGACGGCGUCCGGUUACCCGUCGCUGCCUCUCGAGGAGACGAUCAGCCCGAUGAUCAGCGAGACCCAAUACGCCACCGAAAUUCAACCAUCGGUGACGCCCGAUGAGCCAAGCCAACAGACGCAUCAGCACCCAGAAGAUGGCCAAUCGAUGUCCGAAGAACGA